Trichomycterus rosablanca is the source of this 2518-nucleotide messenger RNA. RefSeq names its product DENN/MADD domain containing 6B (gene dennd6b). The record is from RefSeq and is a predicted model, not a curated record. The transcript is spliced from 20 exons. Gene Ontology annotation, molecular function: guanyl-nucleotide exchange factor activity. NCBI's taxonomy places the organism in Eukaryota, Metazoa, Chordata, Actinopteri, Siluriformes, Trichomycteridae. Gene Ontology annotation, cellular component: recycling endosome. Bases 22 to 1752 code for a protein of 576 amino acids.
AAAAUGGGAAUCUGAUGCGUGAUGGAUCUGUUUGAUAGACGUGAUGAGAAGUCGGAGUUGGCAGCUACAAAUGUGGACACCUUCGUCCCGUUGGCGCGCUUCUCUGCCUGGCUCGAGUGUGUAUGCGUUGUUACCUUCGAUCUGGAGCUCGGACAAGCCAUAGAGCUGGUCUAUCCACAGGAUGCUAAGCUAACAGAGAAAGAGAAAAGCAGCAUAUGUUACUUAUCCUUUCCUGACUCGUACUCAGGAUGCCUUGGGGACACACAGUUUAGCUUUAGGCUGCGCCAGUCUGUGGGGCGAGUGAGUGGCUCAUGGUUUGGAGAGAAAAAUGGUUACAGCUGCAAUGUACCACCAAUACUUCAAAAGGAACUGGCACAUUUCUAUGGCUAUGUGUACUUUAGACAAGUAAAGGAUGUCUCCAUCAAAAGGGGCUAUUUUCAGAAGUCUCUGGUGUUGGUAUCCAGACUGCCAUAUGUGCAGUUGUUCCAGACUGUUUUGAAGGUCAUUGCUCCGGAGUACUUUGAUAAGUUAGAGCCUUGUUUGGAGGCAGUAUGCAAUGAGAUUGACCAGUGGCCUAUGCCUGUGCCAGGCCAGACCCUCACUUUACCUGUAAUGGGUGUUGUUAUGCAGGUCAGAAUUCCUUCAAAAGAUGAUAAAACAGGAGAAAGUCCUACUAGAGAGGGAGUACAAAAUGAGAAACCUCUUCCUGCUCUUAUGGUUCUUCCUACUAUCCAUGAACUGGAUCUUUUUAAGUGUUUCCAGUCUGUCCUAAUUCACCUGCAGAUGCUCUGGGAGCUGAUGUUGCUAGGAGAACCAGUGGUCAUCAUGGCUCCCUCACCCACUGUCUGCUCAGAGAUGGUGCUUGCCCUAGUAAGUUGCAUCAAUCCACUGAAGUAUUGCUGUGAUUUUAGGCCCUAUUUCACUAUCCAUGACAGUGAGUUUAAGGAGUACACUACCAGGACGCAGGCACCGCCAAAUGUAAUCCUGGGUGUUACAAAUCCUUUCUUUAUUAAGACUUUUCAGUGCUGGCCUCACAUCUUGCGCCUUGGAGAGUUGAAGAUGGCUGGAGAUCUGCCAAAACAGGUUAAGGUCAAGAAACUGGCCAAGUUGAAAACCUUGGAUACAAAACUUGGGUUAUACACAGUGUACAAAACAUUUCUUCACAAAGACAAAGCUAUUAUCAAGCGACUCAUAAGGGGAAUUCAGAGGAAAAGGCCUUCUGAGGUGCAAAGUUUCAUUUUGAAACGCCAUUUUUUAGAACUGACACAAAGCUUCAAUAUUCCACUGGAGCGAUACCUGACCAGCUUGAUGCCACUGCAAAGAUCUGUGACUCCUUGGAAGACUCCUCCUCAGAUUAGACCGUUCAGUCAGGAUGAGUUCAUGGCCACUCUGGAUCAUGCUGGACCACAGCUUACCUCAGUGCUUAAAGGAGAUUGGAUGGGCCUUUACAAGAGAUUUUUUCGGUCUCCAAACUUCGAUGGCUGGUUUCGUGUCAAACACAGGGAAAUGACACAGAAAGUGGAAUGCCUGCAUCUAGAGGCCAUCUGUGAUGCUGAUCUGUUGACUUGGAUCAAAGAAAAGUCAGAAGUAGAGAUUGUUGACCUCGUUUUAAAAUUGCGUGAGAAGCUGAUGAGAGCUCAAAUGCACCACCUACCAGUGAAAGUGGAGCUGCUGAGCAAGCUGGAAAACAACAUUCAGACUGUAAUCAGCUCCCUGCCAGGGGAUCUACAGUCAGUACUGUGUAAACACUGACAUGUGGCCUACAACUGCACAACCUACAGACAAUCUGAACAACUCAAAACUAUUUAUAUGGACCAUCAGCUGCACAGUUGUCACUCAAGGACAGUCUCAUAUGUGAUUUGUGUUGUGUAACACUACAAAUGUACAUUGAUGGGACAAGUCUAACGACAGAAUAUGUUAAUUUUAUUUGGUUGUUUAAACAUUUAGUGGUAUUAACAUUUAAAGGGAAUAUUAAAAUAAACUGCAUUCAAAUCAGCAUAGUUUUGUGCAGUGGUGUAUAGUAACAAAGUAAUAAUACUUCGUAGUACUUAAGUAGUUUUUUGAAGUAUUUGUACUUUACUGGAGUAUAAAAAUUUUCGGCAACUUUCACUUUUACUCCACUACAUUUUCUAAAGAAAUUGUGUACUUUUACUCCGUUACAUUCGCUGUAUGUAAAUUCGUUACUCGUUACUACAGAAUGAAGGUAAAUGAUGUGAGAUGUGUGACGGACUGCACGCUGGUUUGGUGAAUCUGCGCUUGUAAAUUAGAUGGUGGUUAAACACAUUAAUGCGCAUGUGCAAACGUUCUCUAAAAGCUAUCGGAGUUUUCUAAAAGUGCGCAAGUGCGUCGUUCACCCAAAGACCCGCAAAUAUGGACAUUUCAGAAGCUCCAACACACUGAUGUAAGUUAACAAUGAUUAACAAAGUAAAGCUGUAGCAUCAACAUUGUUCAGAUAUCUACCUACCAUUUUUACCGAUUACAUUCGAACCACAAAUAAAACGUUUCAUAAAUCAUAAAA